This is a messenger RNA of Pelagomonas calceolata, 1987 nucleotides long. The record is from the annotation of a GenBank genome assembly. Lineage: Eukaryota; Pelagophyceae; Pelagomonadales; Pelagomonadaceae.
GGCAAAACUCGUUAGCUGCCCGAGAAAACAGCGCGGAUCCGAACCGAACCGGAAGGAGCGCUGGUCGCCGGACCCAUUUUUACACCGCCGGCGAGCUGCCCCGGUCGUGCAGCAGCGUCAGGGUCUUGGACAAAGGCUGCCAGGUGCAAAUAAGCAAGGAUGGGCAACUGCUGCGGCCCGCAAAAAGCCUACAACGAGCCGCCCGAUGAAAUCCAAACUCCACCAUCAACGGCCGACGAGCCGGCGACACCGAGUGGACCGUUGGCCAGAGACGGGCCCAAGUCCGUCGUCCUCGCGUGUCUCGAUGGACCAAGCGAUUCGUUAACAGCCCAUCUGCGGGCCAAGCCCGAGCUCGAGGAGUUAAGGAUUGAGGCCGCGUCGUUGGGCAAUGUAGGAGCGUCGCACGUCGCGACGGAACUGGCUUCUUCAUCUUCGCUGCGGGAGCUCACCGUCGCGCACUGCCGCGUGGCUGAUCGAGGCUGCGCGCGGCUCGCGUCGCUCAUCGAAGCGAACCCUUUGACGCUCAUCGAUUUGAGCGGGAAUCGCAUCGGCCCCGAGGGCGUCCGGGCACUCUCCGAGGCGCUCCGAGGCCGCGCGGGCAAGCUCACUUUAUUGUUGGAUGAGAACCCGCUGGUGAGCACACCACCUAAAGCGGGCGUCGCCGCGCUCGCGGAUUUGUGUGAGACGCUUUCAACUUAUGACGAGGUCACGCUCGGCCUGUCGGCGUGCGGCCUGCGCUUCGACGGUAAUACCUCGGUCAACGGCAGAAAACUGCUCGACGCCGUCGUGGCCUUCCGCUCCGUCGACCUGUCCUACAACGGCCUCGACGACGCCUGCGCCCAAUACUUGGCACAGGCUUUGAGAACGCCCCCUCAGCGCCUCGACCUGCGCCACAACCCCGUGGGCUCCGCGGGCGAACGCGUUUUGGUAGAUGCGUGGAAAGCGAAUGGAGGCAACGGCCGGAUCCUGGCCCUGGACGCGGCGCCGAUGAACGCGCCGGCGGCGCUCGCCGACGUGACGGUCGAGACCUUCGACGACGACGACGCCGACGACGCGCCCGCGGCGGCGCCGGCGCCGCGCGUCGUGGUCUCCGCGGCCAAGCCGGCGCGCGUCGUGGUGUCCGCGGCCAAGGCCGAGACGCCCGCCGAGCCCGAACCGGCCGCCGAGGCGCCCGCUGCGUCGCCUGCCGAGCCGGAGGCACCGGCCGAGCCCGAAACGGCCGCGCCCGCCGAGCCUGAGGCACCCGCCGAGCCAGAGGCGCCUCCCGCGGCGCCCGAAGCUGCCGAACCGGCCGCCGAGCCAGCCGCCGCGCCGCCGCAGCUACAACCCUUCAAGGCCAAGACGUCGCUCAAGCUGGCCAAGCUCCUCGUGACCUUUGAGUCCGGCGGCGGUGACCUGAAGAAGGCCUUUGGCCAGUUCGAUACCAAUGACGACGGCCACCUCGCCGUCGCGGAGCUCCACGCGGCGCUGCAGGGCUUGGGUGAUACCUUCGGCGACUUGAGUUCGGAAGAUGUUGAUGAAUGUAUAGAGGACUUUGAGUUGGAUGGAGACGGCGUCGUGUCGUACGACGAGUUCCUCGCCUUCGCCCGGCGCGGCUGCGAGCAGCUCGCCGCGGCGGGCUGGGUGCCGCCGGCCGACGAGGAGACGAAGGAGGCGCCCGAAACGGUACCCUUGUCCGAGGCCUCGCUCCGCGUCGGCAAAGUUUUAAAACUCUACGAGGACGGCGGCAAUCCGUUAAGGACGGCGUUCGACAACUGGGACGUCUCCAAGAGCGGCAAGCUCACCGUCGACGAACUACUGGAGGGCCUGAAGGGCUUGGGAGCGGCCUUUGAGAAUAUGACGCGGGCCGAGUGCGAGAAGGUUGUUAUUGAUGCCUUCGCCAAGGACCCCGACGGCGCGACUGUGUCAUACUCCGAAUUCGUCGGGUUCGUUGCAAGGGCGCGGGGGCAACUCGACGCGGCGGAGGCGUAAAUAGCACAACAAUAUA